Aphanomyces invadans is the source of this 1343-nucleotide messenger RNA. RefSeq lists its product as hypothetical. NCBI's taxonomy places the organism in Eukaryota, Oomycota, Saprolegniomycetes, Saprolegniales, Verrucalvaceae. Bases 510 to 1244 code for a protein of 244 amino acids. The record is from RefSeq and is a predicted model, not a curated record. The transcript has 2 exons.
CACGCAGCGAAGCGUCGACGCGAACGACGGGCGUGUGCGUUCCGCCAGCGUGGCGAUGCACACGCUGUCCUGAGAGUGUGCUAGAGCCACGAGCCCCAUGCGUCGUUUGGCAUGCGCAUGCACACCACGAUGGCCAAAAGCAGCGAAUGAGAGGAAUUGAGUGAGAAUCGGCGUACAAACAGGAGCACGCGAGGCAUGGUGAUUGCCAGAACCAUAAGCUCAACGGAAGACAGGACGAUUUGUACACGUCAUGAAGUGCGUCUGCGCAAUAACGCUGGGAUUGUUGUUGGCCAUCGGACACAGCUCGUUGGCUUUGCUUGGAAGGUAUCGAGCUGCGUCGAUUACAUCGAUCGGCCCAAUGCUGCGGCCAGCCAAAGCGCUCCCGUGCUGGAACGCGGUGCUGUCGACUUGUUCAAGUAGUGGAGUCGCGUCCCAGUGUUGGUCUGUCGUCAGAGUGUUGGUGAAUUCACAAACGGACAUUUCGUGCGUCGCCGCAUUCUUCGAUUGUCAUGGCCGCAUCGCCUCGAACGACGCCAUGGGCAUUGAAAUGGGGUUGGUAUGGCGGCGAAGUCGCAAACGCACGACCGUGCGCGUCCACUUAUGAGUAUUACUCGACGUGCGUUCCUGCAAUCCCUGCGACGAAGUACCAAGACCUGGCUUUCCUCGCUGACCCCGACGUCGCCGUGAUUCCCAAGUACGGCCACCUUGGCGACGCCAUGGCAGACUACACGCAUCCGAAUGAGCAAACGCGCGCUGUCAACGCCACCAAGAUGAACGCGCUGUUGGCCACCGACCCGGACGUCCCCCCGUCGUUCGUGCGAUUCAUGACAUCCAAAGCGCUACAAUCGAACCUUCCGAGCUGCACAGCGUGCUACACGUACCUGGGCGACCCCGUCACGAUUCGAGAGCUCAACAACAUGCGCAUCGUCAUGUUCUACCGUGACCAGCAAGAUUGCUUGGCAUGGUACUUGGUUCUGGACGGCGAGCACGCUGGACGGGUUGUUGGGUCGCCUUUUAUUCUAGGCACCGGGGCCGACGAUGACGAAUGGGACGUCGACGCGUUUGUCGGCGACAGUGCGUUGUGCGCGACGUCCUUUGACGAGUUUCUCUAUCGCAUGUGGGUGGAAAACCACGUGUGGUUCAACACGUCGACUCCCCCUGCGGUCGCUGAAGCGUGCCAAUGGUACCAACGGCAAUGCCAUUACGUCGCGCAGCAAGCACGUGCCACUGGCGAGCAGCCAUGAGCCUCCAUUCGACACGUCCUUGCACUAGUUCUACCUAAUGCCAGUAAACGACGUGGUCAUAAUGGCCGCCGCCACACUUACGACCAGAUUGCAUCCUCG